Stomoxys calcitrans (stable fly) is the source of this 617-nucleotide messenger RNA. RefSeq lists its product as uncharacterized. NCBI's taxonomy places the organism in Eukaryota, Metazoa, Arthropoda, Insecta, Diptera, Muscidae. Bases 70 to 534 code for a protein of 154 amino acids. The transcript is spliced from 2 exons. The record is from RefSeq and is a predicted model, not a curated record.
UAGUCGUGCUCACAACUCUCUGCUUAACACAUCGUUAAUUGUUUUUCGUUCUUUCGGCGAUAGACUAAAAUGGAAAAUUUUAAAUUCAUUUGUUUGCUUGUUGGUGUUAUUGCAUCUACGGCGUUGGCCCAAAUAUCAUCAGAGGAGAAGAUACGAGCUGCUUGCGCUCAAGUAGAUUUUAACAACCCCACGAAGAUCACCUAUUGGAGUCCAUUUGCAGGCAUUGGCCCCGUGUCCGGGUAUGGCAUUAAAUCCGAACAGGCCCAACAGAUGUUGAGUGCAGCUUUAAAGAAUAUUUCGGAAAUUGAUGAAAAUCGUUAUAGAAUUGAUAAAAUCAACACGGCCUUUAAAUGCAUUUUUAACAAUGACUUGUACGAAUUCAACGCCAACCUUAUUGAUAAGAAUGACCAAAACAAAUCAUGCGUUGUACAGAUAUAUAAAAACCAUGAAAAAACAGACAAUGGCUCAACGACGGCUACUGUUAUAGCCUGCGACGAUGAUCCACAAUAUUUCAAGACUUACACUGAGGUUUAAAAUUGAAGCAACAUUGUCAUAUCCAUCUUUCUUAAGUUUUAAGAAGGACGAAACAUUAAAGAGCUUGUGUUCUGUAAAGACAA